UUCUUGUGCACAUUUAUUACGCUGUGUUUCGUUUUACUUCUAUGACCGGCAAAGCUGCAAUCUUUCCUUAAUAACAAAAAUUGUAUGUUGAAGUUUUACGAGGACAGUGAUUUGUUUUAUGUCUAAAUUCUUUAAUUAUUCAUUAUUAAGAGUGUAGCUAAAUAACAAAAAACAAACAUGGCGAAUCACCAAUAUCAAAUUGCAAAUUUGCUCGAAAAGAUGACAUCUAAUGACAAGGAUUUUCGCUUUAUGGCCACUAAUGAUUUAAUGACGGAAUUACAAAAAGAUAGCAUAAAACUAGAUGAUGAGUCGGAAAAGAAAGUAGUGCGUAUGGUACUAAAGCUUUUGGAGGAUAAAAAUGGUGAGGUACAGAACUUAGCGGUAAAAUGCCUAGGUCCUUUGGUUAAUAAGGUUAAAGAGAAUCAAGUUGAGAUGAUAGUGGAUUCUUUAUGCGCAAAUAUGAUAUCCAGCACUGAACAAUUGCGUGAUAUAUCCAGUAUUGGUUUAAAAACUGUGAUUUCAGAAUUACCGCAAACUUCUAAUUCAUUAGCGCCAAACGUUUGCCAACGUAUUACAGGAAAGCUUAGUAACGCUAUUGAAAAGGAAGACGUUUCAGUUAAACUAGAAGCUUUAGAUAUACUUUCUGAUUUGCUUUCACGUUUUGGUGAUUUUCUUGUACCGUUUCAUAAUACCAUUUUGAGAGCAUUGCUUCCACAGUUGGGAUCUUCACGUCAGGCUGUUCGUAAACGCACCAUUGUUGCUCUAUCUCAUCUUUUAACUUUGGCACAAAAUAGUGCUUACAAUGAAGUCAUUGAGCAUAUUCUUGAAGGUUUAGAAAAACCAAAAAAUUCGGUUACUUUAAGAACUUAUAUUCAGUGCUUGGCCUCAAUAUGUCGUCAAGCCGGGCAUCGUCUUUGCAAUUAUAUUGAUCGCGCAAUGUUGCUAUUGAAGGAGUAUAGUCAACGUGAAGAUGAUGAAUUACGUGAGUACUGCUUACAAGCUUGUGAGGCUUUUGUCAUACGUUGUCCAGAAGCGGUUCGUCCCCAGGUUUCAAUGAUACUUGAAUUAUGUCUUAAAUAUGUAACUUAUGAUCCAAAUUACAAUUAUGAGGCAGAUGACUGUGAUGGAGGAGUUGCUAUGGAUACUGAAGAUGAAGAUUAUAUAGACUCUGAAGAAUCAUCAUAUAGUGACGACGAUGAUAUAAGCUGGAAAGUACGUCGUGCAGCUGCAAAAUGUUUGGAAUCAUUGAUUUUCACUCGUACCGAUCUCGUUGAAGAUUUUUAUAGGAAUCUCAGUCCGGCAUUAAUAUCACGUUUCAAGGAACGCGAAGAAAAUGUUAAAUCUGAUGUUUUUCAUGCAUAUAUAGCACUUCUACGUAAUACACGUCCAGCUAAUGAUAUAAUACACGAUCCUGAUUCAAUGGAGCAAAUGCCUGGACCAAUUUCGUUAUUGUUAGAUCAAUUGCCUCAUAUUGUUAAAGCUAUACAACCAUUAAUGAGAGAAAAAUCAAUUAAAACACGUCAGGAUUGCUUUUUAUUGUUGCGUGAAUUAUUGAAUGCAUUGCCAGGUGCACUUGGUCCAUAUUUAGAUAAAAUAAUGCCCGGUAUUAGUUAUUCUCUAAAUGAUAAAUAUACUUCUAGUAAUAUGAAGAUCGAAGCUUUGGGAUUUUUGUGUUUACUAUUACAAAACCAUCAGCCGGAGGUUUUUCAUUCGCAUAUAUCAUUACUAGUACCACUUGUCGUAACUGCAGUUUUCGAUCCAUUUUAUAAGAUCGCAACGGAAGCAUUGCAAGUUUUACAGCAAUUAGUUAAAGUUCUACGUCCUAUUGAUCCGACACUAGGACCUACAACAAACUCUUUUGAUAUAACACCUUUUGUUGAAAACGUUUAUUCGUCAACAUUACAAAAACUUAAAGCAACUGACGCUGAUCAGGAAGUUAAAGAACGUGCUAUCGCAUGCAUGGGUCAGAUUAUUGCUAAUAUGGGAGAUUUUCUUCAACCCGAAUUAAUUGUUUGCCUUCCUCUUUUCAUGGAACGUUUAAGAAGUGAAGUUACACGCUUAAGCGCUGUUAAGUCGCUUACAAUGAUCGCUGCCUCACCAUUGCAUAUAGACUUUUCACCGAUUUUAGACGAUGUUAUUCCAAUACUUGGAAGCUUUUUGCGUAAGAAUCAAAGGGCUCUCAAACUUCAUUCGCUAGAUUUGUUGAAUAAAAUUGUUGAAAAUUAUUCGCAAAAUUUCAAACCUCAAUUGUUAAAAGUUGCUAUUAUUGAAAUACAACCUUUAAUCUCAGAUUCUGAUUUGCAUGUUGCACAAUAUUGUUUAAUUCUACUAAAUACCACUGCUCGUAAACAACCACAUGCAUUGAUUGGUAUACAUGAUUACUUUUUGCCUUCAGUACUUGUCUUAGUACGGUCACCAUUACUUCAAGGUGCAGCGCUCACCUGUUGCCUGGAUCUUUUUAGAGGACUUGUUUGUACACAAUUACCAGGUUUAGAUUACAAUUCUUUACUUAAAAAGCUAAUGGAACCAAUGACAUCACGCAAUGAUAACAGCGUUAAUGUGGUUAAUACAAAUGAACAACUACACAAGCAGGCCUAUCAUUCGUUAGCAAAAUGCAUUGCAGCAUUAACGCAACAAUGUCCUCAAGAAGCUGUACCAUUGGCAAAACGUCUUUUGUCAGAUUUACAAAGACACUCUUCCGUUACUGACACGCAAUUAGUGUUCUGUUUAUUAACUGUUGGAGAAAUUGGUCGUCAUUUUGACCUCAGAUUUAUUCCUACUUUACCUCAAACUAUAAUUGAGUGCUUCGGAGCUGGUUCUGAAGAUGUUAAGGGUGCUGCAAGUCAUGCUCUUGGUGCUGUUUCCGUUGGUAGUUUACAAACAUAUUUACCUCUAAUUCUUAAGGAAAUUGAAGCUCAACCAAAACGUCAAUAUUUAUUACUACAUUCACUUAAAGAGGUCAUUUCAUCACUUUCUAAUACACCAAAUGGUUUAGCCCAAUUAUUACCAUCGGUACCAUCAAUAUGGGCUCAGCUUUUCAAAUAUUGUGAGUGUACUGAGGAGGGAUCACGAAACGUUGUAGCAGAAUGUCUUGGCAAGCUGGUUCUUGUUAAUCCUGAAGAUUUGUUGCCACGUCUUCAAGUUGCGCUUCACAACAAAAGUCCACUUAUGCGUACUGUUGUAGUUUCAGCUAUUAAAUUUACUAUUUCUGAUCAACCUCAACCAAUCGAUGUGUUACUUAAACAAAAUAUUGGUGAAUUUCUUUAUGCAUUGCGCGAUCCGGAACCGUCUGUCAGACGUGUGGCAUUGAUUGCAUUUAACUCCGCAGUGCACAAUAAACCAAGUCUAGUGCGUGAUUUGUUACCUACCUUAUUACCAUGGUUGUACUCCGAAACUAAAAUAAAGAGUGAAUUAAUACGUGAAGUUGAAAUGGGUCCGUUUAAACACACAGUAGAUGAUGGCUUGGAUAUAAGAAAAGCAGCUUUUGAGUGCAUGUACACAUUGUUAGAACAAGGACUCGAUCGCGUAGAUGUAAUGCAAUUCUUAGAUCAUGUUCAACAAGGUCUUUGCGAUCACUAUGAUAUAAAAAUGUUGACUUAUUUGAUGACAGCACGCUUAGCUGUUUUGUGCCCAGAUGCAGUUUUAAUAAGACUUGAUCAAUUUGUCCGCCAACUUCGUGAAACCUGCACACACAGAGUUAAGGCAAAUUCAGUAAAACAAGAGUAUGAGAAACAAGACGAAUUGAAGCGCUCCGCCUUGAGAGCCGUUUCCGCUUUAUUACAAAUUCCGAAAGCAGAUAAAAAUCAACAACUGCUUGACUUUUUGAAAUCAAUAAAGGAUACUCCCGAGUUAAAUAAAGUAUUUGAAAAUGUUCAAAAGGAUUCUUCAAAUAAUGCGGAGAUAUCGAUGGAUCAGAGUUAAAUCAUCAUCAUACAGAUUCAUAUUUCUUAAACCUGCAUUUGUUUCAUUUAAUUUUUCUUCUUUUUGAACACAAAAUAAGUUAAGAUUGCGUUAUAAUUAUAUAUUAUUACUUACUUU
This is a messenger RNA of Teleopsis dalmanni, 4038 nucleotides long. It is a transcript of the gene Cand1, whose product is annotated as cullin-associated NEDD8-dissociated protein 1. Lineage: Eukaryota; Metazoa; Arthropoda; Insecta; Diptera; Diopsidae. Bases 178 to 3921 code for a protein of 1247 amino acids. The record is from RefSeq and is a predicted model, not a curated record. The transcript has 10 exons. Gene Ontology annotation, cellular component: nucleus. Gene Ontology annotation, biological process: SCF complex assembly; protein ubiquitination.